This is a messenger RNA of Carassius gibelio (silver crucian carp), 2699 nucleotides long. RefSeq names its product rapunzel 6 (gene rpz6). The record is from RefSeq and is a predicted model, not a curated record. The transcript has 2 exons. The coding region runs from base 141 to 1322 and encodes 393 amino acids. Lineage: Eukaryota; Metazoa; Chordata; Actinopteri; Cypriniformes; Cyprinidae.
UGCCUCUCUGUUCAUUCCACACUAACUCAGAUCACAAAUAUCCUCCUCGAGCCAAUACCUGAGGGUAACCUGAAUUUCGGACAGCGGCUCUUCAACCUGCCAGACGUGAGAAACCUGUUUGAAGUAUUUUCUGCUGGGAAAUGUCCAGUCCACUAGAGCGGGUUGUAGCCCAGAAGAAGGAGGCCAUUGAAGCUGUAAUGGAGAUGUUUGAGAGAGGAGCCGAGGUGCUGGCCAGCGCUGUUGGGGAGCUGUGUCCUCUUUUUGAAGCUUCUGCACCAGUUUUGAGGCUGGUCUUGGACAAUGUGGAAAGCAAGGAGAUCACAUAUGUCAAAGAUCAGUUUCUAGUUGUGAGGGGCAAAUUAGAUGUCCUCUCAUCUCAAAUAGAGGACAUCAACUGUGAAAUUAAAAAGGGACGUUUGGAUUCCCAGUUCUUCUCUGUGGAGGAAAAUAUAUGCAACCAGUUUAGAAAAUACAUAGAUAUUCUUGAGGCCAAACCUGAGUACAGAGAGGUUAGAAAACGCUUGUUCUUGCAGCAUUUUCCCAAAACAGGAGGAGAGAAGAACCUCUACAUGCUUUAUGAUGCUUUGAUGGGGAACAGCACAUUUGGGGAACCGAUCCUGGAUGUCGUGGAACAAUACGAGGCCAGAAACAGAAGGGUCCUGGAAGACUUCUGCGUCAGACUGAAGGAGCUGCUCUGUUUGGGAAUCAUCGCUCUGCUGGGAUACUGCUUCCUUACUCAGGGUGAGGAAUCAGAGCAGGAGAAGAUUCAAGUGUGGAGCACAAAGAUCCAAGAAAUUGAGACGAAAAUGAAGGAAACGAUAGAGAAAUGUGUGGAUUCAUUUCCAGAGCAAGCUGAACUAGAUAUCAAGAGGCUUGUGAAGGAGAAAGAAGAUGGGAACCUUCAGGAAACGGCCCAGGAACUGCUGGACUUCCUGGUGAAGAAGUACGACUGGGUGAGCUGGUCCAUCAGAGUUAUUAGUAACUUGGGCAAAAUUAGCAACUUGAGAGCCGGACAAAACUUUCAGUGUGUGGCCGGACAGAAUUAUUUUGAAGUAUCUCAAGGAAAUGUCACCAACCUGGUGAUUUCGUUCAGCAGCAACCCUCAGCCUGUGCCCAACGAGAGCGUAAAGCAGAUGAUGGAAGGCCCUGCGAGGAAGGGAGACGCCAAAGCUGUUGUGGAGCUUCUGGAGAAGCAGUUAGCUGGGUUUCUGGUUCACGCCGUCAGCCGUCACAAGGACAGCUUUGCUCUGUCCAGUUUUCCUGAAGAAUGUCACUACUGGGAGAAACAUAAGAACAUGAAUCUCUGUGUGCAUUCAGAGUAGAUUUACUGCUGAUAAAAAUCUACUCUAACUGAAUUUUACUGUAUCCAUGAUCUGUCUUGAAAAAAAAAAACUGUAUUUAAUUAGAUAAUUGUCUCUAACAAAUAGUUAGUGCAUUUAUUGUAAUUCUUCUUUGUAUUGUUCUAAACUAAAACCAAAGUAAUCUUGUUCAGACUAACCAGUUUAAUUAACCAAACUCUGUAUGCACUUUUUUGAGCAAUUAUAUACAAUGAUAAUACUACUUUAUAUUACAAAGCUUAAUGUAUCUGUCUAAAAUCAUCCCUUGAGAACCAAGAAUUCUCAACCAGGGAUCCAGGGCCCACUGGGGGGCCUAAACAAAAUAAGUAUCAAAUAAUGUACAAUAAGACAAAAUGUGCAUUAAAAGCUAAAUUUAAAAAGUCUAUAUAUUCCUUAUUUUACUGACCCCCUCAACAACUGUUUUUUUUUUUUUUUUUUUUUAGUUGAAGAAUCAGUAUUCCCACAGGAAACAUGGAUAUAUGUGAGAAUAGUUUAAAAGGUAUAGUUUCCAGACCUGGAAAACUCAUGGAAAACUGGCAAAAAAUAUUGUAAUUUUAACUUUUAAAAUGCCAUAAAAUAUACAAGUAGAAACUGAAUAAAAAUUCUUUUUUUUUUUACUCAAUCCAUAUCCAAACAAUUACACGUUAAGGGGCUUUCUAAUGUUGUGGAGGACAACAGUGCAUCCUUGGAGACAAAAAGGUUGAGAACUGCUGCUUUAAACAAGAUCAUGUAUUAAAGAUUUUGUAAAAUGGUUAAAAGUAGGGAAAAUGGCUUUUGGACCAAGUACACUGUAUUAGACUGGUGCCAGAACUGGCAAUUUGUCCUUUGUGAGUGAAUGACCUACAUAGUGCCGGCACAAUUCAAAUGCCCUACCAACCCUGAAAAGAGGCAAUGAACACAUCUCAGUCUUUUUGCCUUGUCUCAGUGGCCCACACAAACUGAGCCUUCAGUAAAAGUAAAAUGAGGACCUUUACAAAUGUUUCAAUAUCUGACAUACAUUGCUAUGAUAUACCACCCAAAGCCAUAUUUAAUUAAAUUACUGUUGUAGUACACAAGUCAGCAUUUUCUGGCCAAGGGCUGCAGAAACAUGGUGAGUAACGCUUCACUUUGUUAAUAUAAAGCCGACGAGUUCUGAAGUGCUGUGAUCAGCUGGAUCCAGUCAUUAAAAUCACUGAGGUGCUGAGCGAAGGAACACUCCAGAGGGAGGAUCCAUUUCCAUUGGGUUCUUGUAUUCCAUUCUAUGUGUUUCUAUUAUGAGUCAAUGAGAUCGUAAAUGCAUAUUGUUUGAAAUUAUAUUCAUAACCAAUAUGUAAAAACUACAUUAUUAGAGGCCCAUUUGACCUUAUGGUGCAAGAUCAUUAA